GCGAUAGCGCUGAGGUGCUGACUCGAAGGCACAAAUCGUGGGCACAAAUGCCAAAACGUAUUCCUUGGAAGCCCGCUCGGGGGCCGUUAGGUAGAACCAAUAAUAGGUAGAACUUCAUAAUGGAGGAAAGUGUCAGCAAGGAUAAGGGAGCGGCGCUGCAGCGUUUCCUCAGUCGGAACCGAGCGAAGUCGGCUAGAAGAGAGCAGCGCGACGGCCCUGCUAGCCCGGCCCUGCGAUGGGCGGACGCAGAUGUGGACAGGUCGACGCCCGGAGGCUCGCCCUCGCCAACGCGAGGCGACGGUCGGCCGGAGUCCGCCUAUGGAGCCCACCAGCUGCACACGGUGCAGUCCAUGGCUGCGAGCAACUACGGCAAGCUCUCCGACCUGGAUGAGCACAUCCGAGGGGCGCUGGAGAGCCAUGACACGCACCGGGACCUGCUGGCAGAGACUAUGGCUCGUAUGGCCAAGCACAACGACCGCCUGAAGUGGGAGUCGCAGCGGCUGCAGGGAGAUGUGCGAGAUAAGGCGGCCAAGACCAUCCAGGUGUGGUGGCGGCUGUACUACCAUCGUCUGAAGGAGCAGCGGAAGAUUGAGAAGCGGCUGAAAAGCACGUGGAUGCAGUCUGUUCGUCGCAUGACCCUACCCCCUGCACCGCCGGAGCGGCCCGAGUUUGAGGACGACGAUGGCAAUGCGCGCGGCGACGGCGAGGGUGAUGGAGGAAAGAAGAAAGGGAAGAAGGAUAAGGGUAAGGCCGGCGAGCAUGCCGAUGACGAAGCCGAGCGGGUUGGCGCCGACGGCAAAAAGAAGAAGAGCAAGAGCAAGAAAGGCAAGGGCAGCAAGUCUGGGGAGAUGGGCGCCGACGGCGCCAACGGCGAUGAGGGAGGCGAGGGUGCCGAUGGUACCAAUGGCAUUGGGGCAGAGGGUGAUUCCGGUGCUGACGGCAAGAAGAAAAGGAAGGCGAAAAAGGCAAAACGGAGCGGCGGCGCUGAGGGGAAUGAGGAGCACGUGUCUGAGGAGGAUGGCGGCAAGAAAAAGAAAAAAGGCAAGAAGAGGAAGCAGGCAGGGGAUGGCGGCGAUGGGCACGUUGAGGGCGACGAGCACAGUAGCAGCGACAGCAGCAGCAGCAGCAGCAGCAGCGGCAGCAGCAGCAGCAGCAGCAGCAGCAGCAGCGGCGGCGACAGCAGCGGCAGCAGCAGCGGCGGCGGCAGCAGUGACAGCUCCGAACCAGAAGCAGAGCGAGGCGAAAGCAAGGCUGCCAAGAGGCUGCCAAAGGCUGCCAAGAGCAAGGCCGGUGACGUGCCUGCAGUCGGUCUGGACGCCCUGUCUCAUUCGGUAGCUGUGGCGAGUGGCAGCGGGCGCGCAAGGGCGACGUCGAGGUCCGCAUCGGCUCGGUCUGCCCGCAGUGGCACGAGUGAGGUGCUGGAGGGCGAUGUGGCGGGCGGCAGCCUUCGCGGCACGCUACAGGCGCAGCCGUCGAUGCGCAGAGGCGGAGCCUAUAACCCCCGCGACGCCAUCGCCGCCGCGGCGGCGGCAUCCGCUGCCGCUGCUGCGCGCCGUGGCGGCCAGGGCACUGGCACGCGGCCACUCGGCGACGCCGGCGGCUUUGAGGGCGCUGACGCGAGCUCCCCGGCGCUGCUGCCCUUCCAGGGCGACGCCCGCAACAUCGCCUCAACGCUGCGCGUCGUGGACCCUCUCACGGGUGCCGUCCUCAGCGGCGCUGCACCCAUAGCCGGCGGCGCCAGCGCCGGCGGCUACGAGCCGCGCACGCGCACGGUCAGCACCAGCGACCUCCUGACGGCAGCGGCGGACUCCCCACUGUCGCGGACCCGCACCCUGUCCCACCACGAAACAACCUGUGGUGGCGAGCAUGGCCCUGCGGCAGCGGCGGGGGCUGGUGGUGCCGGCGGCGGCGGCUCGCCGGUGCGGCAGGGCGGCAGUCCCAUCCGCCGUGCCAAGUCGUUCUACGGGACCACGCUGCCCGCUGGGGUGGAGAGCUACCUUGCGCGCUCACCCCGCGGGCAACCCAGCUCCGGCGGCGUGUACGGCCCCAGUGCAGACGGCGGCGGCGACGGCGGCAGGCUGGCCGACGCGGCUGCUGCGGUGCAGCUGCAGUCGGGCACAUCUCGCAGCUUUGGCGACGACAGCUCGCGGCGGGUGCUGCAGCUGGUGGGGGAGGCGGGGGGCGCGUCGGGCGAGGUGCGGACGCCGCUGAGGAAGGCCAUCACGUUCCACGUGGCGGGGUUGCUGCCCGAAGACGCGGGGACCGAGGGCGCUGGCCAUGCCGACGGUAGUGCGGACUCGGGGGCUGCGGCGGCGGUUGUGGCCCGUGAGGCGAUGGCGCAUGACACCUCGCAGUUGCCCCGCUCUGCAGCGGCAGUUGCGGGUGCAGGUUCUGGUCUGGGCGUGUCUGCGUUCGCGCCUGCAGCCAGCCUCCCGGCGGUCGGGUCUCUGGAUGCCAGUGCGGGCGCCACCAGCCCGGCAGCAGGUGGUGCGGCGGACGCCUUCCCAGAGCCAGCGCUGCUGGUGCCGCGGCCAGCCAGCACGUCCGCGCCGCAGCUCACAUUCGCCGACGAUGACCUGGAGCUGCCGUCACACAGCGGCCGCGCUGGCGUGGCGGCGGCGGUUGGGAACGCGGCAGCGGCUGCCGGCGAGCAGGGCUCCUCGUUGAGCCUGGCACGCAGCAGGCGGGACAGCCCACCGCGCGGCAGCAGCACCCGCACCGCACCCUGCUCACCACAGCGGGAGCCGUCCGCUGCCGCUCUAUCAGCAGCCAUGCAGAUCGAGGCUACCGCAGGCUCACUCACAACAACCGGCGUCGCACCAUCCGCCGCCGCCGCGAAUGCCACCGUGGGAUCUCCAUACGCGUCCCCUUUCACGUCAUACGGCUUCGGCGCGCCGUCGCAGCCCGGCGGUGACGUGGUGAGCGUGCUACGGGUGACGAGCCUGGGUGCGAAGUCGGGCCUCGUGUUGCCCUCGCAGAGCGCCCGCGGCAACGCCUCACCGCUUCGACGCCAGGGCCAGUCGUUGCACUCCUCCCUGGCAUCACCGCUACUGGGCACAGGCGGCUCGCCUGCGCGCAGCCAGCCGGGGCAGCGGGCGGCUCUGGCGGCCGAGGCGUCCGCCAGUUGCACCAGCGGCGCGCUGCGGCGAGGAGAGGCCGUGGCGGGAGGGCCCCAUUUGGAUAGGGAGGCGGGCUUGAAUGGGCAGCGAGCGGAGACCGCAGCGCCAAGCGAGCAGGGGUAUGGCGGCGGCGGCGGCGGCGGUGAGGAGCAGUGGGAGGCAGAGGGCAAGGGAGAGGGCGGCGUCAACUAUGCGAAGGAGGGCGGUGAGGGAGCGCUUCUGGCGGAGGCCUCCGCACGGUCAGUCGGCGCAGCUGAUGGCGACGAAAACGGCUGCGGCGGGGCCGGGCUGCAUGCGGGCGGCGAGCCGAGCUCCAUGUCUCUGAAAUCGCAGAAGAGCACGGGGCUGCUCAUGGGUCAGAGGGGCACUGUCGCUGUGUCGACAGCUAUGGCCGGAAAGUCAUGGCGCUCAGGCGCCGACGCUCUCCGCAGCGUAUUCACAACGGCUCAGGUGGACCCGGACGUGCUCAUACAGCGAGCCAUGACGCCGCCGCGCGGCGUUCGCGGCGUCCCCGUAGCGAGCGCCCAUCACAGCCACCAGCACCACAGCCACCAUAACCAGCAGCACCAGCACCAGCACGGCUCGGCCGCUGCCGCGGCCUCCGAGCUGUACCCUCGCAGCAACCUUGCGCAGCACCUUAACCAGCUGCUGCACCACCCCACCAAGUCAUUGCAGCAGAAGUUGACGGGCGCUGCCCGCCCUACACAUGGCCACACCAGCCCCCCGGGCCGCGGGCCGCUCCAGCCGCAACACCAGCAGCCAGCGGCGGGAGGCCGCAGCUAUCGUAGGUCAAGCAGCCCCAACCGCGGUGCGGACGCGCCUGCGGCGGUGUACUACGGACAUUACGCGUCUCCUGGAGCAGCUGCUGGCACUGGUGCAACAGCGGAAGCAGACGCAGCUGUCUCGGGACCCGCGGUUGAGCCGCACCACGUGGUGGUAACAGCAACCGCUGCAGCAAAUGCCGCUGGAGCGGACGCAGUUGCGGCUGUGGCUUUGCAGUCUUGCCUUGCUGUCGACGAUGUGGCGGUGCACGGCCCGCAGCACGCAGUGGCGGGCAUGGGCGAGGUUCAGGGCGUGGCUGGGGACGGCGGGCAGCUGGCAGAGGGGGGAUCUGCGGCACCUCCGCGGAAGCCGCCCGACCACGUGCAAGCUGGGGCUGCAGUGCUGCUGCCCCCGGGCUCAGCGUCGACCCCGGGGACAGCUGUGUCCAUUGGCGAUGGUAUGGCGCUGGGUGUGAUGAGGCAGCCCGAGCCCACCUCCAGUGGUCUGAGCUUCAUGGAGGUGGCGGGCGGGGUGGAGGCGGGCCAGGACGCGGCAGACCUGGUGGCCUCAGCAGCGCAGGGGCUGGCCUCAGUGGCGGAGGCUGCCAGGGAUCCAGCGGACGGGUUCAUGGCGUUGCAGCCAGUAGGCGCAAGGGUGCAGCCGCUGCUUCCACGACUGGACAGCGGCCGCGGCUCGCCGUACACAGACGCCAACGCAGCCGCGGCCGCAGCUGGGGCGGGCGGAGGCGGAGGCAGCCGGCCAGCGUCCGCGGGGCUGAGCCUGCCGGCGCUGACACAAGGGGCCUCGGGCGCGGCUGGCGGCGCGGUGUCGGGUGAAUCUUCCACGGUGUCCUCGCCUGUGCGGGUGUCGCAGCUGCAGCUGCCGGGCCGCGUGCAGCCCUUAUUUCCGGCUCCACAGCACGCCGAGGGCGCGUCAGAGGCGCUCCCGGCGCAUGCUGCUGGCACCGCACCGCUCAGCCGCCACCCGCCGGGUUGGGCUGCGGGGCCUGCAACCGCAGAGGUUGACUCCGCCUCGCUGUCUGCGCCGCCACAACUUCUUAGCAAAGCCGUGUCGUAUGGCUACGGCCUGAGGCAGCAGCAGCAGCAGGGAGGCGGAAGUCCGCUGCCAGGUCUGCCCGCCGCCAGCCCCAGCGGCCGGUCUCGCCUGACCAGCGCGCGCCUGGCGCCGCUGGCUACUGGCGUCGGGGGCUCACCAUCCGCAUCUCCCUCUCCAUCUCCGUCGGGCGCUGCUGCCGCCGCGCAGCGCCAGGGUCGCCCCCCGCACCGGCUCCCAGCACCGCACCACCACCCCGACGACGCUGCACACGGACUGGUCAAGCGCUCGCACACGCAAGCGCUCAGCACGUCAGCGGAGCAUGAGGAAGUUGACGGCGCUGCAGAGGGCGGCUUCGCUUCGGCCCCGGGCUCGCCGGCGGCGUACUCUGCUGCUGCCCGCUCCCACGCUACCCUGGGCGCGCACCUGGCGUCCCCCACGUAUUGGUCAUCGGCGCAGACGCACCACUCGCACCACGGCACGGGGCAGCACGGCCACCAGCACCAGGCGGCAGCUGCAGCAGCAACCUCGGAGACGGACUCGCCCAGUCAGCAACACCAGCCGCGGCGGACAGCGGACCUGGGCCACAGCUCAGGCGUGGGCGCCAAUGCCGACACCGAAGCUGCCGCCGCGCUGCUGCCGCCGCCGCAUGUCUUGGGGGUCGCUGCGCCCAAGACGCAGGCGGCGGCCUUGGCCCGGGGCCAGGGCUACGUCGUGGGCCCCCACAACGUCAUGUCGGCUGUUCGCGCCUCCAUGUACGAUGACCUGCUCGGGGCGGGCGGGGCGGGAGCGGGCCUGGGCGCGGGCUCGUGGUUGACGCGCUACGCUGCGCCCGUGGACCCCGCGCUGAACCAGCCGCCCUCGCCGCGCCACCACCACCACCCGCACGGCUACCAAUACACUGGUGGCCACGGCGCAGCGGACCACCACUUCCAUGCCCAGCCUCCAGGCGCUGGCGCGGGCGCUUGUGAGGCAUUAGCGGACCAGUCGCUGCUGCUGCAGGAAGACCCCACGUCGCCGCCCAUGCACCGGCGCGGACCGCCGGACCCGGGACAGGAGCCGGCGUCCAUGCAGGCCGCCUCGCCCACCAAGCCGCUACUGCUGCACCAGCUCCCGUACCCGCACCCGCAGGGUCAGGAGCAGCAGCUUCCGCGGAGGAGCUUUGAGCGCUCGCUCCCGCCGGCGGUUAUGUCGGCUUGGCCGGCGUCCCCAGGCCAGCCCCGCAUGCCGGGCUUCUCAAUCACCGACGACGGCGAUGGCGCCUACGGCAGCCGCUCGGAGCAGCAGUUCGAUUGGGGCUAUGGACCCGGGCAGGACAGCUAUGCAUAUGAAGAGUAUGAGGAGGACGAGGGGCAGGCCGCAUCACCGCAGCGCGGUGCUGGUAGCCGGUACGGCGGCAGCGGCAGCAUGGCAGGCGUCGGCGGUGGCACUGGCGCCUUCGGCGGCAGCGGGGGCCUGCCUCAGGUUCCGCCGCCGCCCAGACUCAUGACCCGUCUGGUGGUGAAGCGGCCGGCACCGGUGCUACGGUUGCCGGUCGUGGCCGCGUCGCAGGCGGCGGCCCUGCAGCAGUCGCUCGCGGACCGGUAUGGGCCGAUCUCUACCAGCGGCGUAGGCGGCCCGGGACUGGGACUGGGUGCGCCGGAGCUUUCAACCGCUAGCCUGCCCGCCGCUGCGUUCCACACCUCCAUGACCGCCUCGUGCGACGGCGUGCUGCGCGACCGCGUGGCGCCAUCCAAGAUCCGCACCUACAGCCCCGGGCCGUUCAUGAUGACGUCAGGCUCGCCGCCGGGGCUGCCCUCGCCCGUGGGCGGCGCCGGCGGUGCUGGUGCUGGCGCUGGCGGAGGGCCUGGCGGGCCGCUGUCUGCAGAGCCGUCGCGGCUGGCUGCUUCGGCCUCGGCAGCGCUGCUGGGUAUGGAGGCGUCUGGGUACUCCACCGUCAGUAGCUUGGGGCUUGGGGCCACGGUGCCGCUGCCGCCGGGCGCCGGCAGCAAGGCCGCGCUCAAGGAGUGGCGCGCGCUGGAGAAGUGGUGGGCGGCCAAGGGCCUGGACGGCGCAGUGGUGCAAUUUAACAAGCAGGCGGUGCCGCACAAGCGGUCCGCGUAUUUGUAGGCGCCACCCAUGGAAUUCAGGACAUGAGCACUUGGUGGUGACGGUGUCGGAGGUGCGGCGGAUGAUAUAACAUAGACGCGCGGGCACGCCCUGACGAUACAGCGAUGUGACUGAGCUAUUGCACUGCGCUACAUGCCUGAACUUGUCAGUACGGCAGGGUACCGCCUGCUACGUUGGUUGACUUAAUGCAUGAGCAAGCUGCAUGAGACUACCGUAAAUCCGUAAUGUGGUGCAAUCGAGGAGAGGCGGACUAAUAACAACUGUCGCUUGGACGCGCAGGCGCGGUCGCGCUGUCGUGUAGGGUCAGGGCAGGGUCAAGGACCCCGCGUGUGCUGAUGCAGGCCGCGCCUUUGUAUCAGAGACUGCUUCCGUUGGAGCAGAGCAGAAUGCACUACGCAUGGAACAUGGCCUUUCAUUCAUCGCGUCCCGGCCCAGGGAACGGCGCCACGAGGGCGCCCAUGUAGCCCAUGCGCUCAAUGUGAUCCAUUCGUGGCGUUA
Messenger RNA from Chlamydomonas reinhardtii, 7541 nucleotides. RefSeq lists its product as uncharacterized. The record is from RefSeq and is a predicted model, not a curated record. Lineage: Eukaryota; Viridiplantae; Chlorophyta; Chlorophyceae; Chlamydomonadales; Chlamydomonadaceae. The transcript is spliced from 10 exons. The coding region runs from base 120 to 7043 and encodes 2307 amino acids.